This is a messenger RNA of Caretta caretta (loggerhead turtle), 8907 nucleotides long. The record is from RefSeq and is a predicted model, not a curated record. NCBI's taxonomy places the organism in Eukaryota, Metazoa, Chordata, Testudines, Cheloniidae.
CGGGGAAGGGCCCCAGUUCAAGCAGAUUCAGAGGUGGGGCGCCCCGUCCAGCGCCGCUGUGUGCCCCAAUGGGAGGGGGGGAAUGAGAAGCUCCCUCGGGGAAUCACCAUGGGGAGUGGGUGGGGCUAAACGCGGAGGGGCGUGGCCAGCAGGCGAAGGGGCGGGGCUGCAGCCCGUGCAUUUCAACUCAGGUGGCCGUGGCCGGGGCUCCACUCCGCCCGCGCCGGCUGUCGGGGUGGCGGUGGCUGCAGCGAGGGCCGGGGCCGGAGCCCGCGGGCGGCAGAGCGCAGAGGCGGCAGAGGGCGGGCCACGCGGUGCCGGGCGCCCGGGGCAGCCUGAUGCCCUGCCCUCCCGGCCGGAUCGCAGCGGCCGGGGCAGCGCUCCCCUUUCCCCUUCGCUGCAGGUGGCUGCCCGCGGCCAUGGAGCCCGGCGUGCGGGGGCAGCGGGCCGGCCGGGGCUGAGCGCCGAGCCGCCCGGCGCGGGCGGGCCAUGCCCCAGGGGCCGGGCUCGGCGCAGGGACCGCUGCCAAACUUCUCCGCGAGCCGAGCGCCGCCCGUGCCUAGGCAGCGCCCCGGCCCGCCGGACUCGGGGUCCCCGCCGGCGGCGGCCGGGGAGAGACUCCGCAGCUCCUGCCCGAGCUCGUCUGCUGCUGCCCCGGGCCAGCCGCGGCGCGCUGCGCUCACCAUGGUCGGCGCCGGCCGGGGGCUCCUGAGCCUGCUGCUGCUGCUGCGGCUCCCGCCGGUCGCGGCCGCCGCCGCCAAGGCGCCCGUGUGCCAGGAGAUCACGGUGCCCAUGUGCAAGGGCAUCGGCUACAACCUGACCUACAUGCCCAACCAGUUCAACCACGACACGCAGGACGAGGCGGGGCUGGAGGUGCACCAGUUCUGGCCGCUGGUGGAGAUCCAGUGCUCGCCGGACCUGCGCUUCUUCCUCUGCAGCGUCUACACCCCCAUCUGCCUGCUGGACUACGCCAAGCCCCUGCCGCCCUGCCGCGCCGUGUGCGAGCGGGCCAAGGCCGGCUGCUCGCCCCUCAUGCGCCAGUACGGCUUCGCCUGGCCCGAGCGGAUGAGCUGCGAGCGGCUGCCGGCGCUGGGGGACCCGGACACGCUCUGCAUGGAUUACAACCGCAGCGAGCCCACCGCCCCGCCGCCCGCCCUGGCCAAGCCCACCCGCGCCUCCAGGGGGCCCCAGAGGAGCCUCGCCCCGGGCGGCGGCGCGGACUGCGGCCGGGCGUGCCGCUGCACCGAGCCCUUCGUGCCCAUCGCCCGCGAGUCCCACCCGCUCUACAGCAAGAUCCGCACCGGCCAGGUGCCCAACUGCGCCGUGCCCUGCUUCCAGCCCUACUUCACCCAGGACGAGAAGACCUUCGCCAGCUUCUGGAUCGGGCUCUGGUCCAUCCUCUGCUUCCUCUCCACCUCCACCACCGUGGCCACCUUCCUGAUCGACAUGGAGCGGUUCCGCUACCCGGAGCGGCCCAUCAUCUUCCUCUCCGCCUGCUACCUCUUCGUCUCGCUGGGCUACAUCGUGCGGCUGGUGGCCGGCCACGCCAGCGUGGCUUGCAACCAGGAGUACCGCCACGUGCACUACGAGACCACGGGCCCCGCGCUCUGCACCACGGUCUUCCUCCUGCUCUACUUCUUCGGCAUGGCCAGCUCCAUCUGGUGGGUGAUCCUGUCCCUCACCUGGUUCCUGGCCGCCGGCCUGAAGUGGGGCAACGAGGCCAUCGCCGGCUACUCCCAGUACUUCCACCUGGCCGCCUGGCUCAUCCCCAGCGUCAAGGCCAUCGCCGUGCUGGCGCUGAGCUCGGUGGACGGGGACCCGGUGGCGGGGGUCUGCUACGUGGGCAACCAGAACCUGGACAACCUGCGGGGCUUCGUGCUGGCCCCCCUGGUGGUCUAUCUCUUCACCGGGACCCUCUUCCUGCUGGCGGGCUUCGUCUCCCUCUUCCGCAUCCGCAGCGUCAUCAAGCAAGGGGGCACCCAGACCGACAAGCUGGAGCGGCUGAUGAUCCGCAUCGGCAUCUUCACCGUCCUCUACACGGUGCCGGCCACCCUGGUGGUGGCGUGCUACGUGUACGAGCAGCACUACCGGGAAAGCUGGGAGGAGGCGCAGACCUGCUCCUGCCCCGGCGACCCGCGCAAGCCCAAGCCGGACUACGCCGUCUUCAUGCUCAAGUACUUCAUGUGCCUGGUGGUGGGCAUCACCUCGGGCGUGUGGAUCUGGUCCGGCAAGACGCUGGACUCCUGGCGGCGGUUCACGGGGAAGUGGUGCCGGGGGAGGAAGCCCGCCUUGUGCACCGAAGCCGGCUCCGCUCUGACCGGGCGGGCUGCGGGGGCGCCCUCCGCUUCCUACCGCAAACCCGUCCCGCUCUCUCAGGUGUGACGAGCACCCGGCCGGCUCACGGGACCGGGCCAGAGCGCCCCGCUCCAGGCUUUGCGACGCGCCAGGGGGAGCUGCGCACCGGGGGCGCGGAGGGCGGCGGCUUCACCCCGCGCUUUGGGACGGGCGGGGGGUGCUGCUGGGCCGCGCCCGAGGCCCACCGGCCGGAGGGGGGAAGAGCUGCCUGCUGAGGCCGGCCACGCUGGAGGUACAGCCCCGCCAAGGGCCGCUGUACAGUACCUGGGCUUGCGGGUAACUCCAGCCGAUCUGUUGCGCCCCUCGGGCGGGUACCAGCAGGGCCCUUGCUCUAGGGCUGGCUGGGAGACUUCAGGCCGAGCUGGCCACGGGCGGAGGUAGCAGAAAAGGGAGCCCGUUGAACGGAGACUUUCAGAAGAUCAGCUUCCAAACAAAGCCGGGGGGGGAGAAAUGCACGCGGGGCUUUCAUGGCCCUUUCGCAGACACUUGCUGCCUUUCCCGCGGGUGCGUGGGACGGGCAGGCACCGAAGCGGGACCGUUCGUGGGCGAGUCCCUUGCAGCGCCGAGAGCGGAGACAGAGCCCGGGCCCGGGGAUGAGCUGGACUCGCAGGGUGAAGCCAGGCGGACGGUCAGCGCCCGGCAAGCCGGGACGGGGGGGGAGAAGGGGUUUCCAUACGGACCAACCCUUCGUUAGGGAUCCCGAGAUUUUUAAACUAAUUCCUUUGGUCAAGGGCUUCCUGCUGGCAGGCCAGACCCCGCUGGUUGCUGAGCGAGGCAGGGGCGCACCCGUCGCACAGCGGUGCUUGAGUCCAGGGCGUGCGAACGCAAGGAGCCCCCGCUGAGCCCGCCCGGCUCCCUGGCCAGGGACCAUACCAGCGCCCGGCUCCAGGCAAGGCGGGGGGCAUUGCCCUGUCGCCCUGCGCACCCCCUCUUCCUUCGGCCCCGUGGGGCGUGUUUAAAGCUCACGGAGCUCAGCGGAAGCGGUGAUUCGUAGUUUACAGGGGGCCUUUAAGUCAGCCUGUUUAAAACGGAGUCAAUCGCCCGGGUUAGUAAAGCAGGUGGGAGGCCAGGGUGCAGUUACAGAAACCAAGUGUCCUUACACGGGGGGCUUUCAAAGAGCUGGGAGGGGGGGCGCUUCUCAUCCCCCCUUAAGGGGAAGGAGAUGGCGCCCCUGGGUGCUAAAGGUCGUUUAUUGGCGCUGCGCAUUUGCAACCUGGAAGUUUUGCCGCCGUCUUGAGCAGGGCAAAGGUCGGUGCCUGCCCCAGCCUGCCAGGGUGGAGUUUACUGCCGCCUUUUCUCCCGCUUUCCCUCCUGUUUCUUGCAGUGGGUUAGGGCCCAAUCGCCUGACACGCGAGAGACAGCUCUUAGCGGAAAGGCUCCAUCUCUGGGCCCACGCUGCCAAGCCCAGAGGGGCUGGGCUGGCCCUGGCCGCAGGGGGAGAUGCCUAGCGGCUGCUCAAAGCACCCUUUAGCCUCGUUUCAGAGGAACAGCCCUGUUAGUCUGUAUUCGCAAAAAGAAAAGGAGUACUUGUGGCACCUUAGAGACUAACCAAUUUUGAAUUGGUUAGUCUCUAAGGUGCCACAAGUACUCCUUUCCUUUAGCCUCGGUGGCUGCCGCCUGCAGUAGCCCUGGUCCUGCUUUUCACGCCCACCGGGGAACGAUUGAAACCGGCUUUGGCAUUUCCUCCUCCGCUCUGUUCCCGGCAGGCUGCCGUCCGCAUUCAGCAGUCGGGCUGGGCUGGGCAGCUGCUGGAAACAGCGGCCCCCCAGGACGGGCAGUGGGGCUGGAGUGGGGCCGGGGUAAAACGCUCUAAAGCCAAAGCAGCUGCCGCUUGCGCUGCUCCCCCCGGCCGGGCUGUGCCAGCAGCUGUGGGCAGAGCAGGGGCGCUCUCGGCCUGGCUGCCCCGACUUGGACCAACUACUCUGGGGCCCUUUCCCUUUCGAUCCCAUUUCAAAAAGGAGAGGCCUUAGCAGGAGUGUAGCUUUGCCUCAGCUCGUGUCAAUUUCACGGGCUGCUAGGACUCUGCUGAGCCCUCAGGGAGCAACAGGCCAGUUCGCCGGUGGUUUUCGGCCUGUGGGGAGAGACGAGCUUCUCGCCCGUUCCCCUGGAAAGCUGGCAGGAGCGUCCCACUGCUCCCUGCUCCUGAACCUUGCACAGGAGUGCCAGGGAGAGGGAGCUUCCCCUCCCUGUGCAACUGCCUGACCCCUGAUGCAGAUGUAGUAGCUUACUCCCCGUGAAGGCAGCCAGGGCCCAGCAGGCCGGAGUCACAGGACUGAGCGAGGCUGGAGGAAGGAGCUAUUGUCAAACGGGGCAGUCCGCUUUACCCAGAAGCGGGAGCUGGAUGUCAAGCUCCUGGCUGCUAAGAAGCCCCCAUCCCUGCACCAGCCUCCAGCUCUGAUGCAAUGUGUCAGCAGCCCAGCACCAGCUUUUGGACUAUAAGGUGGUGCAGCUUUAAAGCAGGCACUGACCGUGAGCCCUCAGUCAGGGGGGCCCCCAUGGCAAGGGGGCAGGGCUGAUGCAUCGACCUUCUCUAGGCAGCACCACCACUGACCUGCACUCCCAGCCUCAAAAAUGGACACAGCCCCUCCCCGCAGCGGCAGGAUAUUUCAAUGACCUGCUUUUCCUCCCCCCCAACUCCAGCGGCCCCUUUCGCUCGGUGGGCAGCAGAGGGAGGGGAAGCGCUAAUAAACCCUGAUUUCCCACAAGCAGCUAAAGGCACGUGUUCUGCACCACCUCAGAUGGCCGCUCCAGCCAGGCGGCGCCAGAGAGCAACUGCUCGGGUAGCGGAACUCCCCUGCCAUGGGCAGGGUUUGGAAGCUCUACGCGCCCCCUUCCUCCCAAGGUAGCUCUCUAGACAAGCUCUCCGCCCCCUGCAGACACAAAGGGAUGGGAAGCGAGCCUGCUGCCAGCCAGAAAACCAAGGAUGGCCAGGUCUUGCCUAUCCAGUGGGGGGAGGCAGUAUGAACAAGCCCCCACCAGCUUGACAAUAACUUCCCCCAGCACAAGUGAGCAGCAGCUGGGACCCAGGGGCACUGCAAUGCAGUGAGUGUACAGUACUUCACCUGGAGAUGGUUCUGUUACACCCUGUAAAUAAUUGUACUAGGGAAUCUGGUCUGUAUAUACUAGAGAGUUUUAGUGAACUUUGAUACGGGUUUGUUCUCACUAAACAAGGCAGCUUCAUCCUAGCUACACUGGGGCUAGUAGUAGAGUGUAGUCCAGGGCCCUGACUCAUAUUCAUGCCAUCUUAACUGGGUCUUGCUGUAGUGGCCUUUUGUAGAUACAGCUGGACAUGCUUCAUGCAAUACCUCGAACUAAACCACAUCGAAGGACUUUUCUUCAAGUGUAACUGCCUCAGUGUAGGUUUGUUUUUUAAAUGAGCUGCAAACUGUGGACUGCUGAAAAACAUGAGCAUAGUUGAAGCAAGGGGCAGGGUAGGUGUGGCCUAGUGAAAUCUUUGCUACAGACAAUCAUAACGGCUGAAGCUUUACGUGCCCCUGGCUUUCAGGAUUCUCCCAAGUUUUGGAUUCUCCCAAGUUUUCACCACUGCACUGCGAGUGGCAGCAACUAAAAGCAGACGUUGUUUUGUGCCGCAGGGGGUAGGGCCAACACCUACGCAUUAGACUUCACCUCCUUCACUUGCUGCCCCUGUGACUUUUUUUGUUUUUAAGAAGUAAACUUUGUAUGUAUUCUAUUUUGUGAAAAGUUAAGAAAAUCUGAGAUUUUAUUCAAAGAAAAAAAUAUGGAGAUUAGCUAUUUAUGAGAAAACAAAAAGUGUCUAUUUUUGUUUCUUUGUUCCUGAUGAUGGUAGAGCAAAAUAAAACAAACAGAGGGGAAAAUGAGAACAUGCUGGAGAAUGUUUUUUCCCCAGUUUCUUACCAGCAGGAGGCACUGAAAGCGAUGGGUUGAGAAUAGCCCUGAGGCAAUGAAAUGGGGCUUACAGGAGUAGUUAGCUCCAUGAAGAUAUUCCCACAUUAGGGACUCCAGGCGUUAUUAUACAAAUAAUAAACAGGUCACAUUUCCCUGCAGGAAACAGGAAUGCAGCUAGUGGAAUCCCACCAGAAGUCCUCACACAGGUUAUAAACAAAGCCUUCUAAGGAAAUGCUACAGAAAUGGGGGCAGUGGGGGGAGGUAGAGAGAGAGAGAGCGCGCUUGGGUCUGUUCUGUGACUUAAAAAAAGAGAGGGUAAACAUACUAGCAGAUCAAGAGUUGCUUUCAAGGCAAGUGUUGCUGGUGGCUUGUGUCCAUAACAGCUCUUGUAAAGUGCACUGCCCUGACUGUUCAGGAUUACACCCCAUAGUUAGAGCAUAGGCCUUACUAUAAAAUGUACUGGUCUUUUGACUUGGAAUAGUGUCAGGCCCCUAUCUAGCAAUAAACUCAAGCACCGUACACGUGUCCCUCAGUACGUACCAGUUAACACAGGCUACCAAGUGUCUACCAACUAGGAGUGUAUGCCAAUCUCAGUCCUAUAUCCAGAUUUGAUGCAGACCCACAUAAUCUACAAGGCAGACCCUGGAAAUCUUCCUCAGCAGGAGGUAACAUCUCAUUUUGCAAGGAUUCAGUCUAAAGAUACUGAUGCUGUAGGAAGAGCAUUUAAAAUAGGGAGGCAAUACUUGCUCACUUGUGACUAAUCAACACUCAGCUAUCCAGUUAGCUUUGAAGUGUACACACCUAGCAUCCACUGGAUUUCUGUCACCCCAGUGCUAUCAGAAGUGAUCUUAAACAAAAGAUAGUGGACAAAAUGCAGAUACUGACCCCCAAGAUUACGAUUCCAAGGCACCAAUACCUGUCUGGCCAUUCUCCAUCAGUGCAAAGAAGAUGGUCACAGGGUCUGAUCCUGCUGUGCGUCAAGAUCCACAACUUCCUUUGGGCAGCACCUCUCAGAAUGGGGCCUUUUCUGAUAAACUAGGGCACACUCACUUUCUUUUAAAUACACGCUUUAAAACACACACUGAGUCUUGUCUUGUUCCAGCCUUCCCCUCUCCUAGACUCUGGCAUGCUCUGGGAUUUGGAGGCCUGGAGCUGCAGGGGCAAUCAGAAGGCAUAAGGGAAUAGGAGGUGUGCAGAAGUAGCACACAAGGUUUCGCAUAGCACUGGUCCAGAGUUCAUCCCUACAGGUGGGGAAGGAAGCUGGUUAUUGUACAUGGCAGGUUGCUAGUCACCUGAGGUAAUGAGUCCCUUACUAACAAGUAAGGUAUUGGAAUAGUUUAUCCCACGAUUAGGCAUCUCAUCACUAAUCUAGAUCUCCCAGGGUCUGUUCCAUCCUUCUCUGUCUAUUCAGACGAAUCUCAGGAAGCUGCUGCCUUUUCCAUUGUCUUGUACAGCACCAGUCACAGCACGUAAGAGCUGGCAGGGAACAAGUGCUGGCAAGAUCUUAGUCUUGUGAGGUGAAAAAGCUGCCGUAAAUUUAGGAACUGUACUACAGGGGAUAAACUCAUGUAUCUUCGAUUAGUCUCCUCCUCCUGCUGCCCUUCCCCCCUCAGCCCAGCUGCCCUAGAACAAGGCAUAGCAGUUACAGACUGACACAUUAGCCUAAUCAGCUACCCAGUACAGCAAAUCAGCAGUAAUUCAAUGGAGCCACAAAGGUGUGUGUGACAGGAAGAUCAGGUCCAAUGACCCACAGCGCCUAGAACUUUUAAGAUACCAUGCAUCAUGAGAAAGGAAGGUAAACAUUGUGAGCGCUAAGGACAAGAGUGACAACACUCUUCAGAAAAGAGGGGUGUAAUUUGGUGUACUCUAUAAACCCUUUCUGCAUUUAGCUCUGGCAUGCCACUUGGCAGGAGAACAUAUACCACAUAAGGAUGGAUAUAUUUCUUACAAAAACUGGGUACAGGUCACUCAAGAACUACCUGAGUGACAGGGAAUGGAUCACUUGAUGAUUACCUGUAUUGUUCAUUCCCUCUGGGGCACACUGUCCACUGUCAGAAGACAGGAUACUGGGCUAGAUGGACCUUUAGUCUGACCCAGUGUUGUCGUUCUUACAUGGAAAUUAGGUCUGAACAGAUGAUACCACUUCCUUUCUGGUGGAGCUCUCUCCACUACUCAGAUCUACCCUUCAGCAUUGAUCAGCAGCCAUCCCUACCUAAGUGCUUGGAACAUACUCUGUAGCACUUACUCCACCUCUCCUUCAGUGCUUGCCUGAAAUCACUCCCUUCUCCUCCUCCACUUGCCCACAUUAUGCCUGUUCUUGGUAAAAAUAUGGGUGGUGUUGACAUUUAUUCUAUCCCAGGAGUACUUGUCCUCUUAACCCCUUCAAGUGGCUUUGGUGGGUCUCAUGCCCAAUUGCCUUAGCAACAAGACACAUAGUUUCUGUAUCUAAAAGGAAAGGUUGCGCUGAAGCAAGUUUGCAUUCUAUCAGACUAACCACAUAUCAACGAAUGGUGGGUAGCGUGUUGAUCUCCACCUAACACUACUUGUGGAUGGGAGCUGAGUGGAUUCUAACUAGCCUGCACUAAAGCAAGAAAGCAGCUGGGCAAUUUGUUGUCAGCGAUUGAGUGUCAUAGCUACGACUGGAAGAUGACAGUGCUGCAGCUCAAUAAAGAUUUAAGUAUCCAA